Trichomonas vaginalis G3 is the source of this 696-nucleotide messenger RNA. Its product is annotated as methyltransferase protein. The record is from RefSeq and is a predicted model, not a curated record. NCBI's taxonomy places the organism in Eukaryota, Parabasalia, Trichomonadida, Trichomonadidae. The transcript has a single exon. Bases 1 to 696 code for a protein of 231 amino acids.
AUGGAUUUCAAUUAUGAAGAAGAAGUAGAAGAAAUAAAUUACAAUAUUCCUAAUGAUGAAGAAGAUGAUAGACUUGCAAAAGAAGUCGAGCAACUUUUCAAAACAGGUCCUGUAGCUUUUGUUGAUUCUUCUUAUUGGGAUCAGAGAUAUACAGAUAACCCAAAGCAUUUCGAGUGGUACUUAGGAUUCGACCACUUUCUUCCAGAAAUCAAAAAGUUUGUUCCAUUGAAGGGAAUUGCUGCCAAUAUCGGCUGUGGAACAUCCAUAAUGGGAAUGGAGCUUAUAGAUGCCGGAUUUACUACUGUCGAUAAUACAGAUAUUUCACACGUUGCAAUUGAUCACAUGAAAGAAUUAUUUAAAGAUGUGAAAAAUGUCAAUUGGAUUUUGGAUGAUUGUACUAAUACUAAGCUAGAAAAGAAUCAUUACGACGUAAUCUUCGAUAAAGGAACACUAGAUGCUUUAAUUUGCUGUGAUGAUCCAGAUGACAUACUAAACGACAUUUUCAAGGGCGUAAUCAACUCAUUAAAGCCAGGAGGCUACUUCGUAGAGAUUUCUUUUGGAUGCCCAGAAGAAAGGCAAGAAUAUUUCGAUGUUGAAGGUUUAAACUGGAAUCAAGUAAUUAUUUGUACUCUUAGCUCAGAAUUAACAAAAACUACACCUUAUUUCAUUUACAUUUACAGAAAAAAUUUCAAAUGA